AUGCAGGCGUGUGAUCGAUGCCAUGGCCGCAAAUCCCGUUGCAACAAGCAGCGCCUGACAUACGAUCAAUGCCAAAAGGCCGAGGCAGGAUGCACCUACACCGAUCGAAGCAAAGACCCACUCUACCGGCGGUCUCAGAUAGAGGCUCUUGAACGGAAAUUACGGCAGACAGAGGCCAGGAACGCGGCUCUGUCAAGUGAACUGGCAAGAGCUAGGACAACGACAGCAGCAAGAGCACUUCCCGCCUCGACACCAGAAAACCCUGCCUCCCCCCAUACCGCGUCCAAGUCGGCAUCGGGCAGCGAUGUCAUCCACGAAGUAUCUUUCCUCGCAUCAGCGGUAGCUGGCGACCGUUAUUACCUUGGAUCCACGAGUGGUGUAUUGUUUGCUAGCCUCGUGAGAGCAAGCGUAGAUGUCACCUCUGAGCCUCAGCCGAAUGGCCCUGGGCUUGUCGGCGGAGUGGGUGAUAGAUCAUCUUCCUCUCAUAAACUCUAUUCUGCCCAGCUUCCAAAGACUGGCGGGGAAUCGCUGCCCCCAGAGUCCCUGGCAAAGAAAUUAAUUGCUAGCUAUCUUGCUCAUGACCAUUUCUACUAUCCUUUCCUUCUUCCCUCCUUCGUUCUCUCUGUCUCUGAGCUUGUUUAUCGGGAACCUUCCUUUUACGAAGACAAUCUGUUUGACGCAUUUGUUUUCGACAUGGUAUUGGCGAUCGCAAACGCCAACGUCUCCAAAUACGAAUGGCAAAUGCUGCCCAGUGCCGAAAGCCAUCAUUCAAGGGCGAUGCUGAGCAGCUCGAUCCAGGACACUUCCGCUAGCAUGUGGCAUCUCGUCGGUAUUGCUGUUCACACUACAUAUGAACUUGGGCUCCACCGCGAAUCUGCAUAUCAGAUCAAACCAGAGACCGUACUAGACGACGCCGACCGGAAAAGGCUGGGCGACCAAGAGAUUUGGCGGAGAUGUUUCUGGUCCGUGUUUGAUCUUGACCGUGUUGUGAGCAUCACACUGGAUCGGCCGGUAGCCAUCAAUUCAGAUGACUGCGACGUUGAAUUCCUGUCACUUGAAAAUGAGCACUUUAUCAAUUCCGGAUUCUUUAACGAAGCCGCAUCCGAUGAGCCGUUCAACAGAACAGCUAUAUUUGUUCAUAUCACCAAGUAUCGUAUAUUGUGUGGCAAGAUCAUGCGGUGCCUUCGUAGCUUGAAAAAGCCAGAACAUAACGAUAGCAACGCGAAGGUUGUGAGAGACGAACUCGCCUUGCCAGACAUGGACUUGUCUCAUGUAAUGUCCAAAGAACGUUCCAGUUUUCGAUCUAAGGAAUGGUAUGAAUUAGUGUACAACAAUGCGGUGCUUAUGCUCUUCCGACCAUCGCCGAUGCUGUCAGAUAUCUCACGCGACCCGACAAGUCUGCAGAAGCUUUUCACUGCUUCGAAACAGGCCGUGAAUCUAUACUCGUAUCUCUAUCGGUCUCGAAAGAUCAACUACUCAUGGAUCACGCUACAUUCUGUUUUCAUGGCUGGCUUGACAUACAUAUACGCGGUCUCGUGUCAUUUUCGUGAGACAAGGCGCUCGCCUCCAUCUGGGGCUGUCCUUCCCGAAGAUCCGUCUACGAUCGAGAUCGUGAACGACACCCGUGCCUGUUCUAACGUUUUAGUUGCCGUUUCUGAAAGAUGGAACGCGUUGCGGCACUGCCAUGAGGUGUUUGAUAGGCUCAGUGAUGCCGUCAUUGAAGACGCUAUCAAGUUUCAGUGUUCACCUCGCGCCUUCUACCAUUUCGUAGCAGCGAGGCCCUCAACCCCAUUACAGCAGCCAAACCAAACUAUGUCUAGUCAAGAUAGAUCCGAAGAGAUAGCCAGGGACUUAGCUAUGCAGUAUUCUACUUGGUGCGGUAAUGGUGGGCUUGCCUGGUCUAUUAACUUAGAUUACUAUUCACCUUCGCCACUGGCUGUGGACUCGGAAUUUCGGAAUAGCUUUGGAGAUCUUCAGCAGCUCUACAGUCAGCCAUUUAGCGGAGACCCAGUGACGCAGUUAUCUCAAGACUGGCUUGGGUAUAUUGAUGCAUUUGACGGCAUGGCACCGUUACCAUCUGGGCCGGAAUUCUCAAAUACAACGAUGCAAUAA
Messenger RNA from Hyaloscypha bicolor E, 2112 nucleotides. RefSeq lists its product as uncharacterized. NCBI's taxonomy places the organism in Eukaryota, Fungi, Ascomycota, Leotiomycetes, Helotiales, Hyaloscyphaceae. Gene Ontology annotation, biological process: DNA-templated transcription; positive regulation of transcription by RNA polymerase II. Bases 1 to 2112 code for a protein of 703 amino acids. Gene Ontology annotation, molecular function: zinc ion binding; DNA-binding transcription factor activity, RNA polymerase II-specific; sequence-specific DNA binding. The transcript is spliced from 4 exons. The record is from RefSeq and is a predicted model, not a curated record.